AUGCGUUUUGGGCUUCCAGAUAACUAUAGUGUGGUGCUGCCUGAAGUGCCAGUGCCCGCUGCCCUGAGGCAUCAGGUGGUACCAGCUCCGUUGAUGGAGAAGCUCAAUGUGGUGACCCCCACUCCGGUGACUAAGUUCCAUCGUCAGCUUCAACAACUUGAAGAAGGGAUCCAGCCACGGGGUCCCUUGCCUGAGGCUGAAAUCGAAUCCCUCGAGCAAGAGUUCCACAGCAUCAUGAAACUACAGCUUCAAACUAUCUCGGAAAAUACCGCCCAGUCGCUCCAACGUCAGCGACAGAACACUCAAGCGGUCAUCAAGCUUGAACAACAACGUCUUGAAGCCGAAGAAAAACGCCGACAAGAAGAAGAAAAACGACGCCGGGAAGAGGCGGAAAAGCGACGUAAAGAGGAAGAACAACGACGCAAGCAGGAAGAAGAACGCAAACGCCGAGAAGCAGAGGAGCAGAAGCGUAAGGCUGAGGAAGAACGCAAACGCCAGGAAGCGCAGAAAGAAGUGGAAAAGAAACAGGAAGAGGAACGCCAACGCCAGCUUGCCUCACAACUGAAGUGCACCACGAACUUUACCAGCAUCGACCAACAAUUCAAGAAAUACAAAAAAGACAUUGCCGAUAUUAAGACCCAGGUGGUACAGACGGUUACUAAUGAUCAAGUGUUAAAGAAGCAGGUGGGCGCUUACAAACGGAAGCUUAACGUUAAAUUUGGUCAGCUUCUGGACCUGAAGCAGCAUUUGACUGCGAUUGGACAAGAGGUCAUCAAUAUUUUGAAACAAACACAAAGCCAUCCGGCCGCCUACAAGUUCAUACUCAAUUUUGUUGCCAAAGCCAUCAUUUCUCAGGCAGAAACCGAGGUUGGGAUCAAGCUUGAGCGGGCUCAACCUCUCGCACACAUGGCAUACAUAUUGCUCAAACAGUUCCCCGAGUUUGAAUACUUUUUAACCGCUCGUUUCGUCAAAAAGUGUCCCUACAUCAUUGGCUAUUCGUGUCUGAUCGACACUGAGGAAGGCCGUUAUCGCAUGAACUGGAAGCGCACUGAUAGCACUUGGGAAGAUGCUGUCAAGUACGAAGAACGGGUGGGGGGUAUCGCCGCGGUGUGGGCAGUGAUGUCGUGGCUCACAGAGUACGGCGAACAAGUGUCAAUUUAUCUGUUUAAAAGCCAAUGGCAAUUUUUGGCUCGCAUGCUUAAUACCAGUCAGCUGAUACUUGAUAACACUCACUUUGCCGUCGUCUCGUCAUGGUGGGAAGUGGCUGCGUCACAUUUCUUACCCCAAUACGGUCGUCAAUCAGCUAAGUUACUUCAAGCAGUGGCGCUGGCGUGGCCCAUGUCAGUAUCACAACAACACUUCCUGGGGGCGGCUCGAUUAUUGAUUGCGGGAGAGGAGUGGGAGAAGCUGGGCCAAAUCAAAGGGAUCAAACCAAUGAAUCCGUGA
Molecule: messenger RNA, 1446 nt
Organism: Diutina rugosa
Lineage: Eukaryota; Fungi; Ascomycota; Pichiomycetes; Serinales; Debaryomycetaceae
Gene: GLE1
Product: nucleoporin
Exons: 1
Coding region: 1-1446 (481 amino acids)
Biological process (GO): regulation of translational termination; poly(A)+ mRNA export from nucleus; regulation of translational initiation
Cellular component (GO): nuclear pore cytoplasmic filaments; nuclear pore; cytoplasm
Molecular function (GO): translation initiation factor binding; inositol hexakisphosphate binding; phospholipid binding
Source: RefSeq, a predicted model, not a curated record